UCCCACCUGCACCCCUCCACCCUUCUCCCGACACCCCGGGUCACAGGGAAUAUGGUUAACUUUGCCACACUUUGCGUGCCACGGGGGAGGAUGCCCACGCGCUGUCCGGAGCUCCCGAGCGGCUGAACCGAGAACGCAAUAACACCGAGACUUUUGAGAGGAGCGGGUCGGAACGGGCGAGGUUUCUAAGAUCCCGGCUCUGUUCUCCGGCUUUGGCUUUGAGAGAUGAUCACGGAGCUGGUGUGCACCGCCGUGGCAGUGGGUCUCUACCUGAACACGCUGGACGCGGAUUUCUGCUACGAUGACAGCCGAGCCAUUAAGACCAACCAGGACCUUCUUCCCGAGACGCCGUGGACCAACAUCCUGUUCGACGACUUCUGGGGCACGGUGCUCACCCACAGCGGCAGCCACAAGUCCUACCGUCCGCUCUGCACCCUUUCCUUCCGCCUCAACUACGCCCUGCACGCCCUGCGGCCCUGGGGCUACCACCUGCUCAACGUGGCGCUGCACGGGCUGGUCACCGCCGUCUUCACGGCCUUCAGCCGCCCGCUGCUGGGCGGGGGGCCGUGGAGCCUGCUGGCGGGCCUGCUGUUCGCCUCUCACCCGGUCCACACCGAAGCGGUCGCCGGCGUGGUCGGGAGGGCAGACGUCGGCGCCGCGUUGUUCUUCCUGCUGUCCCUUCUCUGCUACGCAAGGCACUGUGGACUUCGCGGGGACGACCAGAAUCCCAGACGAUGUGACGGCGAAAGCGGCAGUGGCAGCAGUGGCAGCGGCAGCGGCUCCGUCAGCCGCUGCUGGGGCUGGAUGGCGGCCAGCCUGUGGUGCGCGGCGGCCAGCAUGCUGUGGAAGGAGCAGGGGGUGACGGUGCUGGCCGUGUCGGCCGUGUACGACCUCUUCGUGUUCCAGAGGCUGCGGUUGCGCCAGGCGCUCCUCCUGCUGAGUGGAAAGAAAAAGAACACGAGUGUUUUGCUGAGUCUGUGCGUGCUGGCCUCCUGGGGAGUGAUCCUGCUGUCGGCUCGCCUCUACUGGAUGGGCAACACGCCCCCCAACUUCUCCAACUCGGACAACCCCGCGGCCGACUCCGCGCAUUUCCUCACGCGGACGCUCACCUUCCUCCACCUGCCGGUCGCCAACGCCUGGCUGCUGCUCUGCCCCGACAGGCUCAGCUUCGAUUGGUCCAUGGACGCCGUGCCCCUGGUGAGGUCCCUGGCCGACUGGAGGAACCUCCACGCCGUCGCCUUUUACGGCGGGCUGGUCCUCCUGAGUUUGUUCGGCCUCCGCGGCCCCGCCGCCGCCGCGCGCAAGGGGGGCGACGGGAGAGCCUGCGUCGCCGAUGGCAAAUCCAUCACCAACGGCAACGGCUACCACGCCCCCGACUCGAACCACAACACGGACCACGGGCCAGCGAAGAGCGCCCCCAACGGGUCGGCCGGAGUCCACCGGGGGGCCCCGCGGACGUCCGCGCCCCCUACGGAAAACCUGGUGCUGCUGGCGUUGGCGAUCGUCUCUCUGCCCUUCGUCCCCGCCACGAACCUGUUCUUUUACGUCGGUUUCGUCAUUGCAGAGAGGGUGCUAUACAUCCCGAGCAUAGGCUUCUGUCUGUUGGUGGCUGCCGGCGCCAGAAGCCUGUACGUCAGACUGAGGCCCGACGGCUGCAGGGCCGCAAUGUCGUGCCUCUGUGCGGGACUCGUGCUGCUGAACGGACUCAGAACGGUCCAAAGAAACCGGGACUGGAGCAACGAGGAGAAUCUCUACAAGUCUGGGAUUGGGGUGAAUCCUGCCAAAGCCUGGGGGAACCUGGGGAACGUGCUGAAGAACCAGGGCAACAUGGCUGAGGCAGAGCAGGCGUACAGAAACGCUCUGCACCACCGGGGGAACAUGGCCGACAUGCUGUACAACCUCGGCUUGCUGCUGCAGGAGAACGAGCGUUUUUCCGAAGCGCUGCAUUACUACAAGCUGGCCAUCGGGAGUCGGCCAACGCUGGCAUCGGCCUACUUGAACACAGGAAUCAUCCUGAUGAACCAGGGCGACCUGGAGGACGCGAAGCGCACCUUUCUCACUUGUGCCGACAUUCCCGAUGAGAACUUGAAGGACCCGCACGCCCACAAGAGCUCUGUCACCAGCUGCCUGUACAACCUGGGAAAACUGCUCCACGAACAGGGCCAGCAGGAGGAGGCGCUGUCCGUUUACAAGGCGGCGGUGCAGAAGAUGCCCCGGCAGUUUGCGCCGCACAGCCUUUUCAACAUGAUGGGAGAGGCCUACAUGAGACUGAACAGGCUGGAGGAAGCCAGUCACUGGUACCAAGAGUCCCUCAGGGCCAAGCCCGACCACAUCCCGGCACACCUUACGUAUGGCAAGCUCCUGUCCGUCAUCGGGCAGAAGACCAAAGCGGAGAAGUACUACCUGAGAGCUAUUCAAAUAGACCCAACUAAAGGAAACUGCUACAUGCACUACGGCCAGUUCCUGCUGGAGCAGUCUCGUCUCGUCGAAGCGGCGGAGAUGGCGGAGAGGGCUGCAGAGCUGGACGCCUCGGAGUUCGACGUGGUCUUCAGCGCCGCCCACAUGCUCAGGCAGGCCAGCCUCAACGAGGCAGCAGAGAGGCGCUACGAGCGCGCCGCCAGCCUCAGGCCAGAUCACCCGGCCGCUCUGAUGAACCUCGGUGCCAUCCUCCACCUCAACGGGAAGCUCCCCGAAGCGGAGGCCAACUACCUGCGCGCGCUCCAGCUCAAACCCGACGACGCCAUCACCCGGUCCAACCUGCGCAAGCUGUGGAACGUCAUGGAGAGGCAGGGGCUCGGGAGCCGAGCGCGGGCCCAGGAGGAGGCAGAGGAGCGGCCUUUGAGCUGAGAGAUCUUAUUGCUGCUGCUGCUGUUGCUGCUGCUGCUGCUUCGUUCCCUCCGUGAUGUGUCCUGCAGAGAGGGAUGCGGGACAGGAUGAGAAAGAGCUGGAGGCUAAAAGCGCUCUCUCUCCUCCCGGUGUGGCCUGUGGAGGACAGUUUGAGGCUCGGGCCUGUUUGGAGUUGACCUGUGUGAGAGAGCUCUGCCCAAGAAGGAGUCCCCUGCAGCGGCUCGGGUGGCCGACGUUACCUUUUUAUUAUUGAAUUUCAUAAAGCAAUCCUCAAUGUCUUUAAAAGAAAGCACUGAAAUCAAAAAGGGCAAAGUCCAGAAGAAAAUAAACUUCUCAAAGAUUAGAUGAUUAUUAUUAAGACUUGGAAGCAGUUGAGAGUGGAUUCAGAAAAGGUAUUUUGAAACAAUCAUUUCACAUUGAAAAUGCAAAAAGAAGAAAGAAAUGAGUUUGCCAAACCUUUGUGGCCGAUUCCUCGCCUCUGCAACCGCAAGCAUAACACACCCUAAUGUUCACCCUGCCUGUUGCAUUGUGGGUAAUGCGGAUUGUGACAAGAGAGGAGAACUUUGCAAAGGAAAUACAAUACUAACUCUCCGGCUCUGCUCCAUUCAUUUGAUCUUUUAGUUUUUCUUUUAAACUGUCCACCUGCUCUAAAAAUGUAACGGGGGGGGCUCUCGCCUUCAAAUUUGAGGGUGAGCAUAAUAAAUGCAUAAUGUUAAAAGCACGCCACUGCUACGGUAUCUUUAGGUAUCCCCCUCGAACAGAGUGGUUUUUAAUAAGCUUUAAUGAGCAUAAUGCAUUCAGCCAACUUACAUUCUGUGUCACUCAACAUGGUGCUUGUGACUGAAAACACGAGAACUUUCUUUUCUGCCUCUCGUGGCCAAAUGCGUCCAGCGAAGAUGUCUCACUUCAUGUGAUCAAACUUAAUUUAUCAAAUACGCGUUUGUUUUGUGUGAAGACACCGGCACCCUCCCCCCCCCCCCCCCCCCCGUCUGAGUUCUCCACGUAGAUACAUGAAAAUUACAUUAAACCGUUUGCUUUUUAAAAAAAAAGAAAUGUGUAUUUUUCUUCUCUCCUAUCGAGGGAAAUCAGUUCUUGGUUCCUGUUUGUGACGCACAGAGAGCUUCUUCUUAAAGUGAUGUUAGACGUUUCCUGAUGGUGAUGUUUGGUUAAAUUAUACAAAAUGUGGAGCUGAGAAAAUGUUUUGUGUUUUUUGUAAAAGAAAAGUGAACUUUUUUUUUCUUCUUUUUUCAACAAUAAAAACGCUGCUGAUGCUG
Messenger RNA from Pungitius pungitius (ninespine stickleback), 4121 nucleotides. RefSeq names its product transmembrane O-mannosyltransferase targeting cadherins 2a (gene tmtc2a). The record is from RefSeq and is a predicted model, not a curated record. The transcript is spliced from 12 exons. Gene Ontology annotation, biological process: protein O-linked glycosylation via mannose. Gene Ontology annotation, cellular component: endoplasmic reticulum membrane. Gene Ontology annotation, molecular function: mannosyltransferase activity; protein binding. The coding region runs from base 226 to 2847 and encodes 873 amino acids. Lineage: Eukaryota; Metazoa; Chordata; Actinopteri; Perciformes; Gasterosteidae.